AAAGUCAUUAUUGCUGAUAUCCAACAACAACUAGGCCAAGAAACUGCAGCAGAAUUUGGGCCAAAUGCCGUGUUUAUUACCUGCGAUGUUAAGAAGGAAUCCGAUGUUUCUAAUGCUGUUGAUUUUGCAGUCUCUACACACAAUCAACUCGAUAUCAUGUACAACAAUGCUGGGGUAGCCUGUAAGACUCCUGCCAGCAUUGUGGAACUUGAUCUUGCAGCAUUUGAUCGGACAAUGAACAUCAAUGUCCGAGGAGUAAUGGCUGGGAUCAAACACGCAGCACGUGUGAUGAUCCCUCGUAGAACUGGCUCCAUUUUGUGUACUGCAAGCGUUGUAGGAAUCCUUGGUGGGCUAUCACAACAUACUUACAGUGUGUCCAAGUCUGCUGUGAUAGGAAUUGUUAGGUCUGUUGCAGCCGAGCUCUGCUCAUAUGGAAUUCGGGUCAAUAGCAUUUCGCCUUUUGCCAUUCCAACUCCAUUUGUGAUGGAAGAAAUGAAAUUGAUUUACCCGGGUAUUGAUGCUUCAAGACUGACUCAAAUAGUACACGGUGCUGGUGUCUUGAAGGGAGCAGUUUGUGAGGAAGAUGACAUAGCUAAUGCUGCACUCUAUCUGGCAUCGGAUGAUGCCAAGUAUAUCAGUGGCCAUAAUUUGGUAGUAGAUGGAGGUUUUACAUCAAUGAAGAAUCUUGGAUUUCCUGCACCAGAUCAGCUGCAAUAAGAAUUACAUUGUUAAAUGCUCUUUUGAAAUGACUUUAUAAUCAUAAACAUGGAAUGAUGCUGGUACGAAGACAGAUAAGCCAGUGAAAACAUCUGCUGGUUCCUGGGAGUGUUUGCCUUUUAUUAUUUUCAGCUCAAUUGGCUUAUAAGUUAUAAGCUGGUUUGAUCAGAACGUAAGUCAUUUGAAUGUGUGGCUUGACAUUAUUUACUAAUAUGUCUAUGGCUUAUAGGCCAAAAGGAAAUAAGCUACCAAAACUACUAAUAGACUCAAAAAGAAAAUCACCCAGUUCUACUUGUUUUGGCAUUAAUCCUUCCUCUCAUAGACAUCUUGAUAUAAAGUUAACAAUAGAUUGAGAAGGAAAUAUAAAAUAAAACUCUCAGAUAAAAUAACUGCAUAGAGGAAUAGCAGAUUUAGCCAGUAACAUAAGCCUUCCAGGAUAUUGGAUUAUGACUUCUCAAUUCGAUCUAUGAUUAAGUUAACUGCUGCAUUUGCUGAUGUGAAGGCCCCAUGAAAACUCUCUUGAUAGGAAAUGGAUUCUAAUUCUCCUACCAUCUUCAACAAAAUUACACCCAGGUCUGUUUCUUUCUCUAGCAAUGAUUCAUAGUACGAGCGCGCAGCAACCUUACUGAUCUCCAGGUUAGUUGGCUCCGGGCAAUACUCAUCAUCCAACCAUUUAUGCAGCGUAAUCCUCAGCCACUCUGAUUCCUGCAGGGUUCCUUAAAAAUUGGAAGUAUGAAGCUUACCAGCAACUAGAAAGAACGCAACUAAUUGUGCAUACUGAUUUUCUUUCUAAACCAUCAUAUGGACCAAGCCAUCUACUGUCAACAAUCCUGAAGUUUUAAGAAAAUGAAAAGGAAAAGAAAAGGCAUGAAUAUGCCACAAUGAUCAGAGAUCGUCAUAUGCAUGUUAUGAAAUUUCCAGUAGUUAAUUGUGGUUUAUAUCCAUUCCCAGCUAAAUCAGGGUUUGACUUACUACUAGUCAUGGUCAAGGGAAUUACAAAAGCUUGGAUCUAAAACAAAUGCAGAGAAAAUUUGAUGGGUUUGGAAUUAGAUUUUUGAUUUCUUUGAUGUAUGUUGGGUUUUUCCCCCUUCCUUUCUCUUGCCUGCCUGAGUCUGAUAGGAAGGAGCAGAAUUGAUGGAAGAGGUGCUAUAUUUGUUGGGUUCUGAGUUCUGUGACUGGAAAAGAGUAGCAAAGCUUUUAAAGAUCAUUUUCGAUCUCCUAUGUUCCUACGGGAUAGAUUGAUGUCUUUUGCUUGCUUUUGAUCAAAACUCAUUACUUCUUCCAAGGAAUUUAUUCCAAAAUAACACAAAUGCCCAGCAGAAAAGGCAUAAGACGUA
Molecule: messenger RNA, 2054 nt
Organism: Carica papaya (papaya)
Lineage: Eukaryota; Viridiplantae; Streptophyta; Magnoliopsida; Brassicales; Caricaceae
Source: RefSeq, a predicted model, not a curated record